Molecule: messenger RNA, 342 nt
Organism: Prunus armeniaca (apricot)
Lineage: Eukaryota; Viridiplantae; Streptophyta; Magnoliopsida; Rosales; Rosaceae
Source: the annotation of a GenBank genome assembly
AUGGCAGUUUGCAAUGAAAUUAUGUGCAUUGAAGGGAGGCAAUUGAAGCCAAUGCAGAAACAGGCGCAAUUCAAAACCUUCAAUAUCAAUGGCGAAGCUGAAAGAGAGAUGUGGAUGCAACGAAGCCAAACUAUGAGCCUGCAGCAUCCUCCUCAUCACCACACAUGGCCAAGUGAUCACCAUGAGGAGGUUCAUGGUGUAGUACUUGACGACUCCAAAAGAUCGAGCUUACCAGUGCCCAAGUCACCGACACCAAAUUACAGGGUUGGUUUUACCUACGAAGAAUACAAGGACGAUUUUGAAGCCCAAGCCACUCCAUCAUCUGAUAAUGAAGGUGGAUAA